Molecule: messenger RNA, 3247 nt
Organism: Anolis carolinensis (green anole)
Lineage: Eukaryota; Metazoa; Chordata; Lepidosauria; Squamata; Anolidae
Gene: rcbtb2
Product: RCC1 and BTB domain containing protein 2
Exons: 14
Coding region: 520-2130 (536 amino acids)
Molecular function (GO): protein binding
Source: RefSeq, a predicted model, not a curated record
GCAGCCAGAGCCGCUGCCAGAUAAAGCUUUGGGUGAGGGAGGAGAGCAAGGAGGCCUUCCCCUCACGACGGGCCACUUCACCCCUGCCGCCUUCUUGCGCCCUCCCGCCUGGCCCUCACCUCAGGCUUCCCAGUUUAGUUUGCGCUCCGGAGCAAGGAGCCCAGCCUCGCGCUUCCCAUUUUGGUGGACUUCAGCUCCCAGCAAGCCUCGGCUGCCUUGCCCAACGGCCGGGGAUUCUGGGAGAUGGAGUCCCAAACGCCCACAAGCAGAUAAUCACUCCCUUUGCGACGCCUUUGAAGAUGUUUGGAAGAAAAGGACAAGAAGCUCCUUCAUCUAUCCCCUAGGCAUGAAGAGAAACCUUAGAGUAAAAAGGUCUACAUUACCUGCAAAGGAGUGCAACUUACAUAAUUAAUACAGCCACCUGGUGCCAUGUGAACCUGCCUAAUAUCCUGUUUUCGCAAGACCACUUUUUAUUCACAUUGACUGUAAAAUCCACAAGAGUGCAUUUCAAGACAGGCUAUGCAAUAUAUCUUUUUACUGAAGCAAAAUAUGCUGGAUGUUGGGAAAUGGCCAAUAUUUGCUUUCCGCUCACCAGAGGAGUUGAAGCUAAUUCGCCAAGCCUGCGUUUUUGGCAGUGCGGGCAAUGAAGUACUUUACGUUACUGAAAAUAAUGAGGUUUUUGCCCUUGGCACUAACUGCAGUGGCUGUUUGGGAGUUGGUGACACACAAAACAGCGUUGAACCCCGGAGAUUAGAUACUUUAUGUGGCAAGAAAAUAACUUGCCUCAGCUAUGGAAGUGGGCCUCAUGUUGUUGUAGCAACUGCUGAAGGGGAAGUAUAUACCUGGGGCCAUAAUGCUUACAGUCAGCUGGGAAAUGGAACAACAAAUAAUAGUUUACUGCCUUGUCAAAUCUCUACCAACUUGGUAAACAAGAAAGUCACUGAAGUAGCCUGUGGCUCCCAUCAUUCUAUGAUCCUAACUUCUGAUGGAGAGGUAUAUACGUGGGGCUAUAAUAACUCAGGGCAAGUUGGAUCUGGGUCAACAGCAAAUCAGGCAAUCCCUAGAAGAGUUACUAGCUGCUUACAGAAUAAGAUAGCAGUCAACAUUGCUUGUGGACAGAUGUGUUCGAUGGCUGUCGUAGAAAAUGGGGAGGUUUAUGUGUGGGGUUACAAUGGCAACGGGCAACUUGGACUGGGCAAUAGUGGAAAUCAGCCAACCCCUUGUAGAAUAGCAGCUUUACAAGGCAUCCGUGUGCAACGGGUUGCCUGUGGCUAUGCACACACACUAGUGCUAACAGAUGAAGGUCAGAUGUAUGCCUGGGGAGCCAAUUCCUAUGGCCAGUUGGGCACUGGAAACAGAAGCAACCAGUCAUACCCUGUGCCAAUCACCGUGGAUAAAGACAGAGUCAUAGAGAUUGCUGCAUGUCACUCUGCUCAUACUUCUGCUGCUAAAACGCAGGGUAGCCAAGUGUACAUGUGGGGUCAGUGCCGGGGACAGUCUAUCACUCUUCCAUACCUCACCCACUUCGCCUGCACUGAUGAUGUGUUUGCUUGUUUUGCUACUCCUGCAGUGACUUGGCGUCUUCUUUCAGUAGAACCUGAUGACCAUUUAACAGUAGCUCAGUCACUAAAGAAGGAAUUUGACAACCCAGAUAAUGCAGAUUUGAGGUUUCAAGUGGAUGGAAAAUACAUUCAUGUUCAUAAAGUCCUUCUCAAAAUUAGAUGUGACCACUUUCGAUCAGUGCUCGGCAACAAUGAUGAAAUUAUAGAAAUAAGUGAAUUCUCAUAUCCUGUUUAUCGAGCCUUUCUGGAAUAUCUUUACACAGACAGCAUCAGUCUGCCUCCUGAAGAUGCAAUAGGUUUGCUAGACCUUGCAACUUUCUAUCAGGAAAAACGACUGAAACGACUUUGCCAACAAACCAUCAAGCAGGGUAUUUCUGAGGAUAAUGCCAUUGCCCUUCUUUCAGCUGCAGUCAAGUAUGAGGCUAAGGAGUUAGAGGAGUUUUGCUUCCGAUUUUGCAUAAACCACCUGACUGUAGUUACUCAGUCUCCAGGCUUUGCAGAAAUGGACCAUGACCUCUUGAAGAACUUCAUUAGCAAAGCCAGUCGAGUUGGAGCAUUUAAAAACUGAAGGAAGGACUUCUGCACCAACACAAAGAGAGUGUUCUUCUGGCAUGGAUGCUUGAAAUACCAAGAUGCUGCCUGGACAUAGGGUGUGCUUCUUGUUGAAACUAACAUUUUUGCAGUGUGGGUUGCAAGCACAGCCACUACCUUUGUGGGUUGAUAGGGUAAGAAUCUGGUCUCAAAAUCACGUAUAAGAUAACGUUUCCCUUAAUAUUACAGUAGGAUAUGAAGUGUUUUUCCCAUAAUGUCUAAAAAUGAAUGUUUGGAAACUGCUGCUUGGUGCAUUCAUAUUAGAAAUAGUGUUGUUAGUGGUGUUAGUAGUCCAGAGAGGUGACGUAAAAAUGCUGCCAAACAUCUAGUAAGUGAACAACCCCUAUUUAGGUGGGCGGGGUAGGCUACUACAUGACCUUCUAUUCUGCGGCUUUCCUUGUGGAAUUCCCCCAUUGCCUAAGCCUUAGUUCAAGCAUGGCACAAAACCUGUCAUUUUGGGAAGUGGGGCCUUUUCUGCUAUCAGAAUCAAUUAGGUUGCCUUUUAAAUAAUUUUUCAGGCUAUUUCAUAUGUAGUACUUGCUUGUUGAAACUCAGAAAAAAAGGGAACAGGGCACCUGAAAUUAAAAAGUGGAAAGGAGUAGUUGUGUUGGCUUUAGUUUGCUGUCAGUUGUAUUGUGGUAAAAUCUUUUGUUAGGCAGAAUCCUCUUUGCUGAAGAACUUAGGGCUGGAUGUUGCAAAAUGAUAGAAUCUAUCCUCUCAGAGUUAAUUUUUCUUCAUCACUGAUCAUGACAAACUUGCUUGAAAGACAAUGAGCCUACUAUGAAAUCCUUAAAAUUGUGUAUAAGCUGACUUCAUGUAUACUUCAAAGACAGGUAUUGGGGCCAGAAUUACAGAUUUUGAUAUGACAAGUGACUAAAUCGAAGAUCAUUGUGUGAGAGGAGAAAGUACCAGCACUGGCUGAAGGACAGCUGGCGCUGUUCACUGUCACUUUUCCUCCCAGACAUAAAAAAGGCCUAGAAGCAGGACACGGUGGAGAGCAGGACGGGUCAGUGCCUCUUUCAAGUUUUUCUGGCAAAUGAACUGCCAUCUCAAUGUACACCAAUCAGAAAAGGGAAUGUGUGUGUGGUUGUUUU